CUCUGCCCCCGCGCGCGUCCCCGGCCCGCUAUGGCUCCGCUCCGCUUCUCGGCCAACGUGUCGUGGCUGUUCCCCGAGCUCCCGGGCCUCCCCGCGCGGCUCCGGGCGGCGGGCAGCUCGGGCUUCGAGGCAGCCGAGGUCGCCUGGCCGUACUCGGAGGCGCCCGAGGCGCUGGCGCGCGCGGCGCGGGAAGCGGGCCUGCGGCUGGUGCUGAUCAACACGCCGCCCGGGGACCGAGAGAGAGGGGAGAUGGGGCUGGGGGCCGUUCCCGGGAGGCAGGCGGCCUUCCGAGAGGGGCUGGAGCAGGCAGUGCUGUACGCCAGGGCCCUGGGCUGUCCCAGGAUUCACCUGAUGGCUGGCCGAGUACCCCAGGGUGCUGACCGAGGAGCAGUCAAGAGUGAAAUGGAGACAGUUUUUCUGGAGAACCUGAGGCACGCGGCUGGGGUCUUGGCUCAGGAGAGCCUCGUGGGACUGCUGGAGCCCAUCAAUACCCGCGUCACUGACCCUCAGUACUUCCUGGACACGCCCCAGCAGGCGGCAGCCAUCUUACGGAAGGUUGGAAGACCCAACCUCCAGUUACAGAUGGACUUGUUCCACUGGCAGAUCAUGGAUGGCAACCUGACAGGAAAUGUGCGGGAGUUCCUGCCCCUUGUUGGACACGUGCAGGUGGCCCAGGUCCCUGGCCGGGGGGAGCCCGACAGCCCCGGAGAGCUGAACUUCCCCUAUCUCUUCCAGCUGCUGGAGGAUGAAGGCUACAAGGGCUUUGUGGGCUGCGAGUACCAGCCUCAAGGAGACACAGUAGAGGGCUUGAAGUGGCUUCGUUCCUACUGGGAUAGGCGGGGCCGCCCCCGGGUUGGCCAGUGAGGUCCUGCCCUGCACCCACGUGCCUCUGUGGGACAGUGUGCCGAGCAUCCCGAUCUGAAUUAAAGACCACUGGCUGAACACUU
Molecule: messenger RNA, 947 nt
Organism: Hyaena hyaena (striped hyena)
Lineage: Eukaryota; Metazoa; Chordata; Mammalia; Carnivora; Hyaenidae
Gene: HYI
Product: hydroxypyruvate isomerase (putative)
Exons: 8
Coding region: 31-864 (277 amino acids)
Biological process (GO): glyoxylate metabolic process
Molecular function (GO): hydroxypyruvate isomerase activity
Source: RefSeq, a predicted model, not a curated record